AGUAUGUUGUCCAAACGAUAUACGAGAAUAUCCCCGAAACGUAGAACAUAUUUUUUCAUAAGAUAACCUUGCAAAGUGAGAACUGCGCUAUUUUAUGUAAAGACUCUUUAUUCAUAGAAAUACUUGACAAUGUCGUAUAACUUGGGAAAUCAUAAUAAUGAAAAUGAGUAUGACCCCUCUAGUUCUGAUGACGAUUAUGAUGAGAAUGAGAAGAGGUUGUUGGAAAAGUUCAAAAAUUCAAGUCAGGACAAUUCAGAUAGCGAAAGAGAAGUCUUCAGUGUAGGAGUAGAGAGUGAAAAUGAUUCCAAUAAUAGUGACAUCGCUCUAAGUGAUGUGGAGCGAGAAGAUGAUUAUGAUGACCUCCCAGAUGUGAGGGCAUGGGGUAAAGAAAAGAAAAAGUACUACGGAGCUGAUUAUGUCGAUGAGGACUAUGGAGGUUUUCAAGGAAAAGAUGCUGAGGCUGCUGAAAUUGAGGAGGAAGAAGCAAAAAAUUUACAAACUCAGCUCAUACAACAACUGGAUGAUAAUGAUUUUGCUUUCGAUACUAUUUUUACGAAAAAGGAUGAAGAACCUGAAGAAGGCGUGGAACAGAUAUUAAAAACUGGCAUUGCAACAUUAUCAGAAAAAGAAAAACUAGAAAUACUGCAUAAGGAAUCACCUGAAAUGUUUGGACUUAUAGGGGACUUUGAAUGUAAAAUGAUAAUUAUUAGGGAUUAUUUAUACCCAGUUAUACAGAAACACCAGAAUGGAGACAUCCCCAGAACCAAAGCUGUAGAGUUUGUUGAAAAUCAUUAUCAAUUAAUUUGCAAUUAUUUGGGCAACAUAUACAUGUAUCUACUCUUAAAAAAUAGUAAGCAAUUGAAAAAUCAUCCAGUUAUAAAGCGGUUGUAUCAAUAUAGACAGUUAAUCGCUCAGUUAGGUCCAGUUUUUGAUGAAAUUAUCAAACCACAAAUAGAAGUGUUGUUGCAAGAGAAAGUCGAACCUCUGGAGGAAAUAAAGGGAACUACAACGAAAGAAAAAAAUAAAAAAUCACGCAAAUCGAGUGAAAAUGUUGAGCCACCCAAUAAAAAACUUCGAGCCGAAAAAUCAUCGGCCAAGAAUAAACAUGUUACAUUUGAGUUAGAAGAAUCUGGACUAAAGGAACAUGUCGAAGACGUAGAAAAGGAGGCUGAAGAUACAGGCAAAAGAGCAAUUACAUAUCAAAUAGCAAAGAAUAAGGGGUUGACUCCCCACAGAAAGAAGGAGUUCAGAAAUCCCAGAGUCAAACAUAAGCUGAAAUACAGGAAAGCAAUCAUUCGCAGAAAAGGAGCCGUGCGUGAACCAAGAAAAGAGCUUACUAGAUAUGGCGGAGAAAUUUCUGGUAUCAAAGCCUAUGUUUCUAAAAGCAUUAAAUUUAAAAGUUAAUUUUGUUGUUUUAUUUUUUUAAUUGUAUAAGUAAGACUUUAAGGCCAUG
Cylas formicarius (sweet potato weevil) is the source of this 1453-nucleotide messenger RNA. It is a transcript of the gene Sas10, whose product is annotated as something about silencing protein 10. Gene Ontology annotation, cellular component: small-subunit processome; nucleolus. The transcript is spliced from 8 exons. Lineage: Eukaryota; Metazoa; Arthropoda; Insecta; Coleoptera; Brentidae. The record is from RefSeq and is a predicted model, not a curated record. Bases 130 to 1404 code for a protein of 424 amino acids. Gene Ontology annotation, biological process: maturation of SSU-rRNA from tricistronic rRNA transcript (SSU-rRNA, 5.8S rRNA, LSU-rRNA).